GCCAGAGAAACUGCCUUGGAACAGCGGGAACAUUAAUGACUCUGCCCAGCGCCAAAACAGUACGGGAGCCCACAAAAAGGACGCGUGGCCUGCGGCCCCAACCCACGGUAAGAGAAUACGAUGCAAAGCAAUGAGUACACCAGCGAGGAGCUGACGACUCUGGCGCAGCAAAAGAUUGAUCUCGGCCAGAAGCUACUGGCCGACCUGGCGCCUCGCGAUGCGAUCGAGGGUGUGAAAAAGAUACGGAAGAAAAUUAGCCAGGAACUGAAGUUUCUGAACCGCGUCAAGGCCAGCGGGACGGUGACAAUCAACCACAUCCUCUGCAGCAAUCUGACUCACUUCGGGUGUUUGGUCGAGUGUUUGCUCGCAAGUUCCGACGUGAAGCACGUUGACUAUCCGCUACCGAUCGAGGACCGUGCCUGCCCGCUGCGGGUGGACAUCGUGUGCGACGGUGGUGCCACGUGGGUCAAGGUGAUUGCCCGCAACCCCAAGUCACUGAGCGAUGCCGUUUACGGGCGCACGAGCUAUGGUUCGAAAUCGAUUCUCGAACAAGCGCAAGAGUUCCUGCAAGCGGCCAGCGCCUUCCCGUACAUGUUCCGCCCGCCCACGGUGGUGUUUCGCUUCCUGAGCCGCCUAGACGACGAGCUGAUCGAGGAGCUGCAGCGCACCGGUAUCCGGGUGGUGAUCGUAGCGGAUGAAACAAGGUCCCCGACCGAGGACCAACGGCCACCGGAAGCGACCGGCUCGGACUGGCAAGAGGAAAUUCGGCUGCUAAAUGUCGACGUCACCACCCUGAUCGCUUACUGCAGCGCGAUGACCAACGGAUCGGCCCGCUGGGAGUUCAAGCAACCGUUGCUCACCGAGCAGGCUCGCUGGGAGCGGGGCAAACCGGUCAAACCGAUCCUGGAGCAGGUGUUCGCCGGGCGGCGAUUGAUUUGCUGCCAAACGGCGUACGACUCGUUUCACGACAUUCUCACGAUCCUGGGCGGCGAGCAGGAGAAGGAUCGGGCCCGGGAACUCUUCACGCGCAUCCAAAUACUGCCCGACGUGCCGCUCGAGCAGGCCCCGAAGGAGCUGCAGGCGCUGAAGUUGGGCGGCAAGAUACGGCCGCGCAGCCUGCAGGUGUUCGCGUUCGGGCUGUACCACCGCGCUGUGACCGUCACGUCGAACGAGGGGUUUACGCGGGCGGCCAAAAUGCAGGGCCUCGAAGUGCCGGUAUUCCUGCACGAUGCGCGGGCCCUCACGGAGGACAAGGAACGCACUGGCAGGCCGCUGCCGGAGGACGGGUCAGAAACAGCAUGACCCGGAAGGAAACCAAACGGAGCAUCGAUGCAAUAAUUUAUGUUACACUCUAAACGAAUCAAAAGCUUAAACACGAACAAAUAAAC
This is a messenger RNA of Anopheles cruzii, 1388 nucleotides long. Its product is annotated as UPF0415 protein C7orf25 homolog. The transcript has a single exon. NCBI's taxonomy places the organism in Eukaryota, Metazoa, Arthropoda, Insecta, Diptera, Culicidae. The record is from RefSeq and is a predicted model, not a curated record. Bases 121 to 1302 code for a protein of 393 amino acids.